This is a messenger RNA of Cryphonectria parasitica EP155, 741 nucleotides long. Its product is annotated as NAD(P)-binding protein. The transcript has 3 exons. Lineage: Eukaryota; Fungi; Ascomycota; Sordariomycetes; Diaporthales; Cryphonectriaceae. The record is from RefSeq and is a predicted model, not a curated record. The coding region runs from base 1 to 741 and encodes 246 amino acids.
AUGGCCGCCACCACCACCACCACCUUCCCGCCCGAGCCUCCCAUCGCCCUCAUCACAGCCGGCUCCGCAGGCCUCGGCGCCGAAGUAGCCACUCUGUUCGCCCGCAACGGCAUGCGCGUCGUCAUCAACUACCACAGCGACGACCAGCGCGCCCAGUCCCUCCUCACCACCCUCCAGGCCGUCAGCACCCUCACCCCACAGCCCGGCAGGACAGACUUUUACGCCAUCCGCGCGGACCUGGCCGUCCAGGCCGACGUGGAGCGCCUCGUCACCGAGACCAUCUCUGUCAUGUGCCCGCUGGACGUCGUCUUCAGCAACGGAGGCUGGACGAGGCUGCGCGAUAUCACCAACCUGGACGACAACAUGGUCGAGGACGACUGGGACAGGUGUUUUACCAUGAACGUCAAGAGCCACCUGUGGCUGAUGCACGCAGCGAAACCGCACCUCGAGGCCGCGUACCAGCCUGCGGCAAGUGGUGGUGGCCCUGCCUCGUUCAUCACCACGGCGAGUCUGGCGGGCGUGCACGUUUCGGGGAGCUCGUUGGCCUAUUCCGUCACCAAGGCGGCGCAGCUGCAUCUGGUGCGCGGACUGGCCAAGAUUGGGGCGCCCAAGAUUAAGGUGAAUAGUGUUAGUCCUGGGCUGAUGAUGACGGACGUUGCCGAGCAGGUCCUCGCCCUCGUCAAGAUGAAGAGCGUGUCUGGUCAGAAUGUGGUCAUGGACGGUGGCUACUUGAGUUUUUGA